This is a messenger RNA of Cutaneotrichosporon oleaginosum, 922 nucleotides long. RefSeq lists its product as uncharacterized. The record is from RefSeq and is a predicted model, not a curated record. Lineage: Eukaryota; Fungi; Basidiomycota; Tremellomycetes; Trichosporonales; Trichosporonaceae.
GUCGUCAGCCCACUCCGUUCCGUUCUGCUUAAUAUCGUGUCCUGUCCGUCGUUCAUCACCAUUCGCAUCCUCGCUCCACUCCGUUUCCGCCGCACCCUCGCUGCCGCCAUGUACAUUCGCCCCGCGCACGCCGAGCUGGACGUCGGCGUCCUGCAGGACUUUAUCCAAACCUAUCCGCUUGGCCAACUAACGACGGCGAUCAAGAGUGAGCACGGCCCGACGCUGCAGACCUCGCACAUGCCCUUUGUGCUCGACACCUCUGGGCCGGGCACGCUGCGCGCGCACAUGGCGCGCGCAAACCCACAAGCGAAGGCGCUGCGCGCGGCGGCGGCCGCGUCGCCCGACGGCGUCCUCGAAGACGAAGUGCUCGUGCUCUUCAACGCGCCCGUGCACGCGUACGUGACGCCCAAUUUCUGCACGACCACCAAGCCGGACUCGGGCAAGGUCGUGCCGACGUGGAACUACGCCGCGGUGCAAGUGUACGGGCGUGUGCGGGUAUACGCGGAGAACGACGCAGCGGCGGGCGCGUUCCUCACGCGCCAGAUCGCAGAUCUUACGGAUAUGAUGGAGGGCAAGCGCGGCGACGAAGGGGAGCGGUGGAAGGUCGCGGACGCGCCGGAGAAGUAUACGGAUCUGCUGAAGAAGGCGAUUAUCGGGCUCGAGAUCCGCAUCGACCGCAUUGAGGGGCGGUUUAAGCUGUCCCAGGAGAUGGGGGAUGGCGACUGGGCCGGCGUCGUGCGCGGCUUCGCCGCGCUCGGCACGCCAGAGGGCGCGCAGAUGUCCAAGAUGGUGGCGGAGCGCGGCAAGGCCAGGGAUGUGGCGGUGUAGCCGGAGUCGGCGCUUCUUGCGGAUAAUUGAUAUCAUGACACUAGUAGUUAAUGUUGUGCCACCGGCCACCGGCUCAUGCACAUUGUGUUUCUUC